Molecule: messenger RNA, 351 nt
Organism: Linnemannia hyalina
Lineage: Eukaryota; Fungi; Mortierellomycota; Mortierellomycetes; Mortierellales; Mortierellaceae
Source: the annotation of a GenBank genome assembly
AUGGGCGCACUGAGCGGGCGUAUUCUGCCCGCCCUAGUCAUUACUAACCAUCCUUCGUCCCGCGACGCCAAGUAUGCAACCUCUAUCCGAACCCAAGGAGCGCGCCUAGAAACUAUCGCAGACCUCGAGGACACUUAUGGUCGUCGAGCUUGCGAGAGCAAUCUUUGCUUCCCUGAGAGGAUAUUGCUCUACCUCAACAGAGUCUCGGAGGGUCAGUUUGUGCAAGCCCACCAAGUCGAAGUGGAUGCCAUUCGGUCGGCUUCCAAGAAGCUACAAGUUAUGUAUGCUCCCAAGUGCCACUUUUGCCCCAAGGCUGCCAGGCCCCAGGUUGUCCAGGUUAUGCGAAAAUAG